This is a messenger RNA of Notothenia coriiceps (black rockcod), 2186 nucleotides long. It is a transcript of the gene eef1db, whose product is annotated as eukaryotic translation elongation factor 1 delta b (guanine nucleotide exchange protein). Gene Ontology annotation, cellular component: cytosol; eukaryotic translation elongation factor 1 complex. The coding region runs from base 97 to 2166 and encodes 689 amino acids. Gene Ontology annotation, molecular function: translation elongation factor activity; guanyl-nucleotide exchange factor activity. NCBI's taxonomy places the organism in Eukaryota, Metazoa, Chordata, Actinopteri, Perciformes, Nototheniidae. The record is from RefSeq and is a predicted model, not a curated record. Gene Ontology annotation, biological process: translational elongation. The transcript is spliced from 8 exons.
CUUUUGAAUGGCUUGCGAUUUAACUGGAUGAAAAGAACGUGUUGAGCAUUUGACUUUGAGUAAUAGUUUAAGCUCAACACAUUUUUACCAAGGAAGAUGUCUAAGAAGAAUCCCUCGUGUUCUGCACUUGAUCAGUCAGAGUUAGAUAAGAAAGCCAGCCACUGUCAGGUGGACCGGUCCGCACCUGCAGCCUGGCCGUGUAUGAAUAAGGCUGAAUCAGGUCAAAGAAACGGAGAUAGGGCAUCAUCGUCCCCAGAGAGCGGCAGCCUAAACGGAGAGGGAAAGCGCAGUGGGAAAAGCCGUCGCCGCAAGAAGCGUUCAUCCAAUCCCGAGAGUCAGCCUGAGGGGACGGUUGACAGUAAGACCAAAAAAGAAGAGAAGCCAGACAAACGGACAAGCCAGCCAGCAUCUGACCCCCGCGCUGGGCUGAUGGGCCUGCAGUCGGAGUGUGCUAAUGUGUGGUUUGAGCGGAGCAUGUACGAGCAAGCCGAGAGCCUCUACCAGUGCUGGUUGGCGAGCUCUUCCAACGGGGCCACCAAGUCAAAGCGUUCCUCCCCAGCCCCCGGCAAACACUCAAACUUUCAGUCGUCUGUGGCUCCAUCUUCCUUAGGACCGGUGUGCCAGCAUGGCGACCAGGCAGAAAGCCAAUAUGCUGAAGAAUCAGUGCAGCGACCAAUUCCAAACUCUCUGGUCCUCACAUCCCCACCUAACCCCUCCAUCCCCCCUCAAACACCGGAUGAAGGAUAUCAGUCUCUAGCCCCGACACCUGCAACCCCGGUCAUCUGGCAAGCAGCCGUCACCCCAACCAAUCGUCAGUCGAUCAACGGACUGCCCCGCAUUCCAGUGGAGCUGCUCAGAGACGUGUGGCUGGAGAAACCUCUGUACGACCGUGCAGAAGCAACUUUCUACCAGAACCUGUAUGGCAACAACUCCUCCAAACGCUCCACCUGCGCCUCCACUUCCAGAAGUAGCGACCACCCUCAAAGCCUUGUAGAAGAGGAGGAGGAGGAAGAAGAAGCUGAGGAAGAGGCAGUGGAGGAAAAACGGGUGGUCCCGCAGGGGAAAGCGGAAGUCUUCCACGCUUUGCUUCCUAUUCAGGAGGAAGAGGAGCCAGCUGAGGUCCAAGAGAAGAUUGAAGCAUCGGGGACCGGAGUCUGCUGCUUCCUUCACCCAGACAGCGAGCGGGUGUGGUUGGACAAGUGGCGGUAUGAUGCUGCAGAGAGCCGUUUCCAUGGCUACACUGGGAGUGAUGUUGUGGUGGUGAAGAAGGGUCGGCGGACAGAAGCAGCAUCAGCGGCCUCCACCGCCCCACUGAGGGACAACACCAUGAGUUCCGUGGACUUUCUGGCCCAGGAGAAGAUCUGGUUUGACAAACCUCGCUAUGACGAUGCAGAGAGACGCUUCUACGAGCGCACAGACGGCUCCUCACAAACCACAGAGGUGCCCGCAGAGGUACGCUCAACAGAGGUACGCUCAACAGAGGAUGUCGGAUCCAACACCAUUCUGCAGGACAUCGCUAGGGCCCGGGAGAACAUCCAGAAAUCUUUAGCAGGAAGCGUCAGCGGUGCAGGUGAUACAGGAGAGAUCAUCUGUCGCAUCAAGGGCCUGGAGCUGGAGAACCAUAGCUUACACCAAGUGGUGGACGACUUGAGGGCUGCACUUUCCAAACUGGAGUGUCGGGUAGCAGUUCUUGAGAAGCCUCCUGCCGCUGCUCCCUCAGUACCAUACACAAACGGCACCACCGUCCAGCAGCAGAAAAGCGCCCCAGUUAAAGUCGAGGAGGAGGAUGAUGAUGACGACAUGGACCUGUUUGGUAGUGAUGAGGACGAUGAAGAGGCAGAGAAACUCAAAGAGGAGAGGUUGAAAGCGUACGCAGCGAAGAAAUCCCAGAAGCCCGUCCUCAUCGCCAAGUCUUCCAUCUUAUUGGACGUCAAACCUUGGGACGAUGAAACUGACAUGGUGAAGCUGGAGGAGUGUGUGCGCUCGGUGAAGGCUGAAGGCCUGUUAUGGGGCUCGUCUAAACUGGUUGCCGUGGGUUACGGUAUCAAAAAGCUCCAGAUUGCAUGUGUGGUUGAGGACGACAAGGUGGGAACAGACCUGCUGGAGGAAGAAAUCACCAAGUUCGAAGACUAUGUAAGUACAGCAUGCCGUGACUUCUCAGCAUGAUAUUUAAAAUCAGAACUGCA